Molecule: messenger RNA, 689 nt
Organism: Cornus florida
Lineage: Eukaryota; Viridiplantae; Streptophyta; Magnoliopsida; Cornales; Cornaceae
Product: large ribosomal subunit protein eL27
Exons: 1
Coding region: 78-485 (135 amino acids)
Biological process (GO): translation
Cellular component (GO): ribosome; cytosolic large ribosomal subunit
Molecular function (GO): structural constituent of ribosome
Source: RefSeq, a predicted model, not a curated record
UAUAACACACCACAAAGCCUAGGGUUUUCAUUCUGCCACAAAGAGACGCCAAACCAGAGAGCUCUAAGGAGGAGAAGAUGGUUAAGUUUCUUAAGCCGAACAAGGCAGUCAUCGUCCUUCAAGGCCGAUACGCGGGCCGGAAGGCCGUGAUCGUCCGAUCCUUUGAUGACGGCACACGCGAUCGCCCGUACGGUCACUGCCUGGUGGCCGGAAUAUCCAAGUACCCGAAGAAGGUGAUUCGCAAGGACUCGGCCAAGAAGACCGCCAAGAAGUCGCGCGUGAAGGCGUUCAUCAAGCUGGUGAACUACAACCACAUCAUGCCCACUCGCUACACUCUCGAUGUGGAUCUGAAGGAUGCGGUCUCCGUCGAGGUGCUCCAGUCCCGCGACAAGAAGGUCACGGCUGCAAAGGAGAUCAAGUCCAGGUUCGAGGAGCGCUUCAAGACUGGCAAGAACAGGUGGUUCUUCUCCAAGCUCAGGUUUUGAGCAUUAAGGGUUUGUUUCUUUCUGUUUCCAAUCAUAUGUAGUGGCUACCCAUUUCAUGGUUAAUUUGAAUUUAGAAAUUUUGUUGGAUGUUGUGGUGUUGACCUGAAAUAUGUCGUUUGAGUUUUUAUCCAGUGUUCUAGAAAUAUGAAUUUGAAAUAUCCUGUUUUUAUUUUGGAUUUAAGAAAUUGGGUUCUGUUGUGUGGA